CUUCAUAUUUCCAAAUCUAUUGCCCAUGUUUGACUUGGAGUCAUGUGUGCCUAUGCUAUGCCUCUCAUUUUAUGUCCACUACCGUCCCUGACGCCAACACACAGCUCAGAAAAGAAAAUUAUUUCUUUUAUUCAUCGUCUGAAUCUCCAUAUGAGAGAGAGGACUGCGUUUUCCAACCGAGAUUUAUGGACACUGCCCCAGUUGCAAAUGAGCAGGAACUAAUCGCCAUUUCACUGUGAAACAUCUUUGUUUCAGGUAUUCAAACUUGGGUUUUGGGUCUUAUUUAUUUCCUUUCUGGAUUUUGGAACCUGUUGCAAUCAUGAUGUUGGCUUCCUAGGUUAUUGGUUCAUAGUUUGUGUCUGGUCUGGAUUGGAUUUGCUUUUAUUAAUAUUUGAAGUCUCCAGUAAUUUGGGGAAAGUUGGAUGGAUGGAUCAAAUUCUCCUUCAUGACAUUGCGAGCUCAAUAGGAUGAGCUGCAAUGGGUAUUUUUUUUCGUUAUGAUACUUUAUUGAGUAAUGUUUAUUGACUCUUUACUCAGAGUUAAGCUCGGUGUAGAUUUGGAGCUCUGCUUUGUAAUGGCGGAUUUCUGGUAACACUAGUUGAAUUGGGAAGCUGGGGUUUUAACUUUUAAGUAAGAGUUUUCAUUUUCAUGGCUUCUAUUAGAAGAACCUUAUCCCCAGUUCCUCGACCUGGAACUUCAAUGAAUGGAGAAGCGUGUUCAGUAGGUUCUCCCCUGUCCAGGUCUUCACUAUCUCCUCAAAACUACCCUCAGUCUACUGGACUGCACUAUUCCCUGUUUAAUACAUUGGAGACCCAAGCUGCCAUUCUUGGUAUCUACUCUCCAAGGUCUUCUAGACCAAUCGACAAAUUGAAACCAAAGGUUCAGGUUUGGAGGAGGGCGAUGUUCCAUUUCUUCAUGUGUUUUUUCGUUGGAUUUCUUGCUGGAUUGGUACCAUUUGCAUCUACCAACUUAUCCAUGAAUGUCAUGUCAAAAUAUCAAGCUUUCCAGUUUGAUAGAAUCUCCACUGAUGGAAAAUCACAGCCUCAGAAUAGUUCUAGCAGCACCAUCUCUGUUCCAUUGGAAAGUGAAGACAUGAAGAGCAACCCAAUCCUAUCAGAAGUGCCAUUGUAUAAUAAUAUUUCUUAUGAUAAUUUGAUUAACCAUCUAAUUACUCAAGAAUUAGAGCCUCGAAAGCUACUGAUAAUUGUGACGCCGACGUCUGCUCAUCCACUACAAUACUAUUAUCUUAAUCGUUUGGCUCAAACACUAAAGUUGGUCCGGCCGCCUCUUCUAUGGAUAGUUGUUGAAAUGUCCUCUCAAUCUGAUGAAACAGCUGAUGUAUUGAGGAGUACUGGGAUUAUGUUUAGGCAUAUUGCUUGCAUUAAAAACUUAACUGAUAUAAGAGAUGGAAGAGUUCAUCAAAGAAAUCUAGCCCUGUCUCACAUUGAAACCCACCGCCUUGACGGAAUCGUUUACUUUGCAGAUGAGAAUAACUUCUAUUUGGUUGAUCUAUUCGAGAAAAUGAGGGAGAUCAGACGGUUCGGAACUUGGCCGGUGGCGAAAUUAUUAGGGGGUACACAUAGAUCCAUUCUGGAAGGCCCCGUUUGUAAUGGAAGUCUUGUAAUUGGAUGGCACAUUUAUGAAUCAAGUAUGAGACUUCGCAGAUUUCAUGCUGAACUAUCAGGCUUUGCUUUUAAUAGCACCAUUCUAUGGGAUCCAGAGAGGUGGCAUCGACGCAUUUUUGAACCUGUGAGGCAGCUUGAUACCAUCAGAGAUGGUCUCCAAGCAAGCGACUUCAUCGAACAAAUUGUGGAAGAUGAAAGCCAAAUGGAAGGUUUACUAGAAGACUGCUCUAGAAUCAUGGUCUGGAACGUUAAUUUUAAACCGUCAAGUGCAGUUUAUCCUAAAAAAUGGUUCAUGAUGAAUAAUCUGGAUGUCACCGCUUCACUUUCAUGAGAUUCAAGAUCUGGAAGGAAG
Molecule: messenger RNA, 1977 nt
Organism: Benincasa hispida (wax gourd)
Lineage: Eukaryota; Viridiplantae; Streptophyta; Magnoliopsida; Cucurbitales; Cucurbitaceae
Source: RefSeq, a predicted model, not a curated record